Arachis stenosperma is the source of this 1838-nucleotide messenger RNA. RefSeq names its product berberine bridge enzyme-like 13. The coding region runs from base 25 to 1659 and encodes 544 amino acids. The record is from RefSeq and is a predicted model, not a curated record. Lineage: Eukaryota; Viridiplantae; Streptophyta; Magnoliopsida; Fabales; Fabaceae. The transcript is spliced from 2 exons. Gene Ontology annotation, molecular function: oxidoreductase activity; FAD binding.
CCAAUACCUUAGAAACACAGAACCAUGGUGUUACUACGUUCACACUUGCCAACACUAUUAGUCCUUUUGUUAUCAUCAAUUUUUUCAUUCUCAAAUUCAGCUUCCAUUGAAGAAAACUUCAUCCAAUGCCUAAGCUUUUAUUCAGAUAAAGCCCCACCGUUUUCCUCAUCAAUUGUGACACCAAAGGAUGAUUCAUUCACCAACGUUCUUGAUUCCUCAGCACAGAAUUUAAGGCUUCUGGUGCCUUCUGCGCCGAAGCCGGAGUUUAUCUUCACACCGUUGAAUGAAUCUCAUGUCCAAGUGGCUGUGAUUUGCUCAAAGAAGCUUGGAAUUCACAUGAGAGUGCGAAGUGGAGGCCAUGACUAUGAAGGAUUGUCAUAUGUUUCUGAGAUUGAAACUCCUUUCAUAAUCAUUGAUUUGGCCAAGCUUCGCGCCGUGGAAGUAGACAUACAAGAUAGCAGCGCUUGGGUCCAAGCCGGCGCCACGGUCGGCGAAGCCUACUACAGAAUAUCAGAGAAAAGCCCGGUUCAUGGAUUCCCGGCCGGGCUUUGCACAAGCUUAGGGAUUGGAGGACACAUUGUGGGAGGUGCAUAUGGAUCCAUGAUGAGAAAAUAUGGGCUUGGAGCCGACAAUGUCCUCGACGCGAAGAUUGUUGAUGCCAAUGGUAGAUUACUUGACAGAGAAGCCAUGGGAGAAGAUGUGUUUUGGGCCAUCCGAGGAGGCGGAGGUGGAAGCUUUGGAAUCGUUCUUUCGUGGAAGUUGAAUCUUGUUCCAGUGCCAGAAACCGUGACAGUUUUCACGGUUUCCAAGACACUGGAGCAAGAUGCAACUAAGAUUGUUCAAAGGUGGCAAGAAGUAGCACCAAACAUAGAUGAGGAACUCUUCAUGAGAGUCAUCAUUCAACCAGCUUCUACUGCUAACAAAACUGAAAGAACCAUCUCAACUUCUUACAAUGCUCUAUUCCUUGGUGAUGCUGAUACACUCCUCCAAGUAAUGCAGCAAAAGUUUCCUGAAUUGGGUUUGACCAAAAACGAUUGCUUGGAAACCAGUUGGAUCAAAUCAGUGCUGUAUAUUGCUGGCUUCCCUAAAGAUACACCUCCAGAAGUUCUGCUUCAAGGGAAAUCAACAUUCAAGAAUUACUUCAAAGCCAAGUCAGAUUUCGUUAGAGAUCCGAUACCAGAAACCGGCCUAGAAGGGCUGUGGCAAAGGCUGCUUGAAGAGGAUAGUCCCUUGAUGAUUUGGAACCCAUAUGGUGGAAUGAUGAACAGCUUCUCGGACUCCGAUUCGCCGUUCCCUCACAGAAAUGGAACUCUCUACAAGAUCCAGUACUUAACUUUAUGGCAAGAUGGAGACAAGAAUGCAACAAAGCAUAUAGAAUGGAUUAGGAAGCUUUACAAUUACAUGACACCUUAUGUGUCUAAGUUCCCAAGGGAAGCAUAUGUGAACUAUAGAGAUCUUGAUUUGGGUAUGAACAAGAAGAAUAGCACAAGCUAUAUACAAGCAACUGCAUGGGGUAACAUGUAUUUCAAGGACAAUUUCAAUAGGUUGGUUAAGAUUAAGACUAAAUUUGAUCCUGAGAAUGUGUUUAGGCAUGAACAGAGCAUUCCACCACUUCCAGUUUCAAGGCUAAAAGACAGAAAAUGCAAUAAAUGGGGAUAAGAGUUAUAUUAUUAGGGGGUGGAAUCUGGAAAACUUGUUAGAAGUGUUUAUUUGAUAAUUUAGAGGAAUAAAAAGAAGGUUUGUAUUUGUAUGUUAAUUAGUAUUCUGUUUUUUGUUUGUUCAUUUUUAAUGUUAAUGUUGUAACACAGUAAUCAAGUGCUUAAUCAUAUUGUUCAUUG